Molecule: messenger RNA, 1275 nt
Organism: Penicillium salamii
Lineage: Eukaryota; Fungi; Ascomycota; Eurotiomycetes; Eurotiales; Aspergillaceae
Source: the annotation of a GenBank genome assembly
AUGUCCGUCCCCGCCACUGACCCCGCAGUUUAUGCGGAAUACGAAUCCAAAUGGUCCAGCCUGCCCGACACCGAAGAAGCCUGGAUCGCAAGAGCGCGUGAAGUCUCCGAGGUUCUAGCAAAAGAUGCCACUCAAAGAGACCAAGAGAACAAGUCUCCACGCGCGGAAGUGGCUUUGCUGAAAUACUCGGGCUUGACCAAGGUGCUCGGCCCUAAGAAGUAUGGGGGUGGAGAGCAACCCUGGAGUGUGGGAUACAAGGUAAUCCGUGAGGUUGCCAAAGCAGAUGGAUCCAUCGGCAUGCUGUUGGGUUACCACCUCCUCUGGUCGACUACAGCAAAUGUCGUCGGUACACCCGAGCAAGCCGAGCGGACCAAUGAGUUGGUUAUCAAGAACAACUACUUUAUCGGCGGGGCGGUGAACCCCCGCGACAGUGAUCUGAAGAUCGUCUCCGAUGGGGACCAGAUCGUGUUUUCGGGAAACAAGUUCUUCAACACUGGCGGUGUGGUUUCCGACCUGACCGUCCUGGAGGGUGUCCUGGAGGGAACUCAGGAUCACAUCUUCGCCAUCGUCGAGACCCGUCAAGCUGGGAUCCAGUUCGCCCAUAACUGGGACAACAUCGGUCUACGCUUGACCGAGUCUGGUGGCGUGAAGAUUGACAACGUGCGCGCUCCGUGGACCGAUGCCUUGGGCUGGGAUCCCGCCAGCAAACAACCCCGGGAGGAUACGCUGAAGAUCGCGUUCCCGACUUUACUGCUGCCCACUAUCCAACUUGUGUUCAGUAACUUUUACCUGGGCAUCGCUCUUGGUGCAUUGGAGUUCGCUUCCAAGUAUACCACGACUGCGACGCGUGCUUGGCCCUUCGGUGGCGACAACAAGGAAUCCGCGACCGAUGAAUUCUAUAUCCUAGAGCGGUAUGGUAACUUCUUUGCUCAUCUGCGGGCUAAUGAAGCGCUUGCCGAUCGCGCCGGAGAUCAGCUCUCGGCGCUGUAUGGCCGUUAUCAGAAUGAUAAGGCCGCUCUCACCCCCCGCGCCCGCGGGGAGGUGGCCGAGUGGGUGGCCAGCGUCAAGAUUGUCAGUACUGAUGAGGCUCUCCGAGUGACUGCUGGGGUCUUUGAAGUGACUGGUUCUCGUGCCACUGCCUCCAAGGUGGGCCUGGAUCGAUUCUGGCGUGACGUGCGGGUUCAUACCCUUCAUGACCCGGUGGCAUACAAGAAUCGUGAAGUGGGACGAUAUGCGCUGUUGAAUGAGGUGCCUGAGGCUACCUGGUACACUUAG